CUUUUAAGCGCAGCUGGAAUGCAGUUCUCCAUAUCAGUGUAGCCAGCUGUCUGCUAGUCCUAGAGAGCGGCUUGGAGCUCAAACCAGAGGGCCACGUUCUGCACCCCCUCACCACCUUCCUUUUCGCUGGAGUCAGAAGAACGUUCCCACCUGUCCAGCCAUGGGGGAGGACGCUGCACAAGCCGAAAAGUUCCAGCACCCAGGUUCUGACAUGCGGCACGAGAAGCCGGGCAGCCCCAGCCCGGUGCCCUCCUCCACACCGAGCCCCAGCCUGAACCCCGGGAGCACGGAGGAGGCCAUCCGGGACAACUCGCAGGUGAACGCCGUCACAGUGCUCACGCUCCUGGACAAGCUGGUGAACAUGCUGGACGCCGUGCAGGAGAACCAACACAAGAUGGAGCAGCGGCAGAUCAGCCUGGAGGGCUCCGUGAAGGGCAUCCAGAACGACCUCACCAAGCUCUCCAAGUACCAGGCCUCCACCAGCAACACGGUGAGCAAGCUGCUGGAGAAGUCCCGCAAGGUCAGCGCCCACACGCGCGCGGUCAAGGAGCGCAUGGAGAGGCAGUGCGCGCAGGUGAAGCGGCUGGAGAACAACCACGCCCAGCUCCUCAGACGCAACCAUUUCAAAGUGCUCAUCUUCCAGGAAGAAAAUGAGAUCCCUGCCAGUGUGUUUGUGAAAGAGCCGGUUUCCAGCCCAGCGGAAGGGAAGGAGGAGGAGCAUGCUGAUGAAAACAAGUCCCUGGAGGAAACUCUGCACACAGUGGACCUCUCAUCUGAGGAUGAAUUGCCCCACAACGAGGAGGCCCUGGAAGACAGUGCAGAGGAAAAGAUGGAAGAAAGCAGGGCAGAGAAAAUAAAAAGAUCCAGUCUCCGGAAAGUGGAUAGCCUCAAGAAAGCAUUUUCUCGCCAGAACAUCGAGAAAAAGAUGAACAAGCUGGGGACAAAGAUCGUAUCUGUAGAGAGGAGAGAGAAGAUUAAGAAAUCUCUCACUUCCAAUCACCAGAAAAUAUCCUCAGGGAAAAGCUCCCCCUUCAAGGUCUCUCCCCUCACUUUCGGUCGAAAGAAAGUCCAAGAGGGAGAAAGCCCUGCAGAAAAUGAGACCAAGUCAGAAGACCUGCCUAGCAGUGACAUGCCCAACGACCACGAGGAGAGCUCGUUUGCGGAGGGUCUUUCCGAAGCCUCCCUCACCAGUGCCCUGGUGGAAGGGAAGAGCACAGAGGGGGAUGCGGGGUGGGCAGCCUCGAGAGGGAGUGACUCGGCCAUGGACAGCAACAUCGACCUGACUAUCGUGGAAGAUGAAGAAGAGGAGUCGGUGGCCCUGGAACAGGCACAGCAGGUGCGCUAUGCUGAAGGCUACAUGCUAACCUCCCGGGAGGCAGAGCAGUCUGAUGAGGAUCCAGUGCAGCCAGCUGUGCUCCAGGUGGACCAGACCGCCUAAACGCACAGUGCUCUGGGCCCAGCCUGUGCUUUCAGUUAAGUGGGGAACCAGAGCCUAGAAACAAACGCCUGCACCUCUCCAGCACUCCCCACUCACACCACGUUACUGUCCAGGUAGUCAUCAUUUACUACACAGUAGGCACACACACGUGACCAAGAUUUACUAUGAAGGCAACCUGUCAGGGUCUACGCUUCUAAUUUACUCUUAGUUUCCAUUUCUGCAGUUCUCCCUAGACUGCCCAGAAGAAGAAACGGAGCAGUCGAAAAACACUGAUCAAUUUGGCUAAGUCAGAAACACCAGAGGCGUGUUUACGUAGAUACUAAUCGUGAAAUGGGGUUCAUUUUUUGUCAUUCCAUAAGCUUGCUGAAUAGUGUACCAGUAAUAUAUUGAAUUUCCAUAGAAUUCUGUGAAUCUGUAUUCUUCAAGUGUGUGAUACGUAAUAUACACAUGUAUUUAAGCUAAAGAGAUAACUACUUUAUAUUUCAAGAAGAAAACACUUUUCUUAAAAUGUAGAAGAGGAACUUCAGUUGGUUAUUUACUUUGUAGAAACCAUUGUUUAUUGAAAAUGAAGGAGAAACUGAAAGACUAUAUAACAUUUAGCUAAUGAAAUAAGAUAUGUAGAAAAGUUGGACUAUUAGAAAAAGAAAACUAAGGAGAAGUUGGAAAAUAAGAGAAACAGGAAACAGAGGAUGGCAAAGAGAAUGAAGACAGAGAGAAAAAAGCGUGUGCUCAAAAGUAAAAUAUUUACCAUGUUAGUUCAAGUAUUUCACUCCUUAUAUAACAAUACUAAAGAAAUUCAUAUAUCCUGGAAUAAUAUGUUAUAUCUUCACAAUAUUUUUAUUUUCUAAUAUUUUCAAAUAAUCUAAAAAACAUUUUACUGUGUUAAAGCUGCAUUUUUUUUCUUAAUAAAAGACAUUACAAGUACUUCUCUAUGGAAGUUCAAAAGGAUGUCUCUUUAACAUGGAAUGAACAUAAAUCUUCAAAAUUAAUUAAUACAUACUGUCUUUCAUAGGCAGUUGGAUCAUACUAUUCUUUCAUGUUUUCCAAAUUUGAAAUAAUCCUUACACUCCACACGAUGUUAUGUACGUUUAUAACGUGUUAGAAUCAACAGGUUUGGGAAGGGAAAGAGUCUAGUUUUCCUUUUUUGUACAUAAUGAUAAUUUCAUUGCAGGUCAUACUUUUAUUUAUAUGUUAAUUUCACAGAAUAUUAAUAUGUUUCUUAACUUCUUAAAGCACACUAGUGUUUAUGUGUAUGUGCACAUUUACUCACAGUAAUUUUUACUACUGCCUAACAUUAUACUAAGAUAUUGCUUUAUUUUUAAUUACAGAAUGGUAAUGUUUUGAGAAAACUAUUAUAGUUUAAAGACAGUUGUACCAGAGAGCAAAUUUCCCACCUUUAGUAUGUACCACUCACUAGAAGUAACAUUACAAAUACAGACAAUCCAAAACAGUAUUAACAAACUAUGCUUCGCCUUAUAAAAGAGAUAGGAUUAACAAAUGUAUUGAUGGCAUAACUGACACAGCUGUGUCCUGACUUUGCAAUAAUGUACCCCAAAUGUUAGAUUGUUGAACUAACAAUGGCUGUGUUAAAGAAGACUAAAUAAACCAAAAAAUAAAAAGUAAAUAACAAUGUCA
Molecule: messenger RNA, 3073 nt
Organism: Hippopotamus amphibius kiboko
Lineage: Eukaryota; Metazoa; Chordata; Mammalia; Artiodactyla; Hippopotamidae
Gene: CAVIN2
Product: caveolae associated protein 2
Exons: 2
Coding region: 161-1438 (425 amino acids)
Cellular component (GO): caveola; cytoplasm
Molecular function (GO): protein kinase C binding
Source: RefSeq, a predicted model, not a curated record